Molecule: messenger RNA, 2102 nt
Organism: Polistes canadensis
Lineage: Eukaryota; Metazoa; Arthropoda; Insecta; Hymenoptera; Vespidae
Product: RNA-binding protein 28-like
Exons: 8
Coding region: 243-2018 (591 amino acids)
Molecular function (GO): RNA binding
Source: RefSeq, a predicted model, not a curated record
AGUAUCGAUUGAAUUUAUUGAAAGAUACACACGUGUUUUUUUACAAGAGUACCAUAUACAAUUAAAAAAACAUAUAAAAUAUUAUCUAAUUUAAUUCUAAAAACUAUCUAAAAACUUUUAAAAACUCUGAUAUUGUUAUAUUUUUAACAACAUUAUUUAAAGUAAACAGAAUAUACAUAACAUAUUCAUAUAAAUUUUAAUCUAACCUCAAACACUAGUUUUCUUAGGACACAUUCUAAAUUAUGGAAAGAAAAAAUAAAAAUUUGUUGAAAAAUAAACAAAUUAAUAAAGAAAACGUUCGUAGGAAGAGAUCAAGAAUAAUAAUAAGAAAUCUGCCAUUUCAACUCAUAGAGGAUCAUUUAAAAGAAUAUUUUAGUAAGUAUGGUAAAAUUGAAGAAGUAAACAUAUUAAAGAAAGAUGGAAAACCUGUUGGUUGCGGCUUUGUACAAUUUGAUCAUGUACAAAGUGCAGCGAAAGCAAUACAUCAUGCAAAUAUGAAGCUGCUUCAAGGUAGACCCAUUGUAGUCGAUUGGGCAAUACCAAAAAGUAAGUAUAAAAAAGAUAGAAAUAACCCAGGAAAUAAAAAGGAAGAUAAUAAUGUUGAUACUGAAAUAAAGAUAGAACAUGAAGAUCAUCAGAAUGAUGAUAAAUCGAAUAAUAAAAACGAAUAUAUGGAUAUAUCGGUUGAAGAAAACAAAGAGGAUAUACAAUACUUAUCGGAAGAAGUACAAGAUAUAAAAGAUGAGGAAGUUGUUAUUAAAGAAGAAGCAUCUGGAGAAGAAGAAGCAGACGACAAAGAAUUAAUUAGAAGACAAAAUUUCAAACGCGAGUCUAAUGAUGUUGAGGAUGGUAAAACAAUUUUUCUAAAAAAUGUACCAUUCUCGACAACAAAUAAUGAACUCAAAGAAUUUAUGGAAGAAAGGUUUGGUCCGGUUCAAUAUGCUCUAAUAUGCAUAGACCGUAUGACUGAACAUUCUAGAGGUACAGCAUUUGUAAAAUUCAAGAAUAUAGAAGAUGCUGAAAAAUGUUUAUCAGCAGGAACUGAAUUACGUUUACAUGAUGCAAUUAUUGAACCUUACAAAGCAUUAAGUAGAAAAUGUAUUAUGGAUAAAAAUAAUUUAAAGAAUAAAAAAGAGAAAGAUUCGAGAAAUUUAUAUCUUGUUAAAGAAGGAGUAAUAACAGCUGGGAGCCCAGCUGCAGUAGGCGUAUCAGCUACGGAUAUGACUAAACGAUUACAACUUGAACGCUGGAAAUCUCAGAUAUUGCGUAACUUGAACAUGUUUGUUUCAAGAGUACGCUUAGUUGUUCAAAAUUUGCCUGCUUCAUUAGAUGAUGCGAAACUUAGACUAAUUUUUAAAAAAUAUGGUGGACCUAAGGCAAUCAUUAGAGAAGCAAGAAUUAUGCGUGAUUUAAAAAAUAUUGAUGCAAAUGGUAUAGGUAAGUCCAAAGAAUAUGGAUUUGUAACGUUCACCAAACACGAAGAUGCUCUAAGAGCUUUACGAGCUAUAAAUAAUAAUCCUAAGAUUUUUACAUCAUACAAGAGACCGAUAGUUGCAUUUUCUAUAGAAAAUCGUAUUAUGGUAAAUGCCAAACAAAGGAGAAUAGAGAAAAGUCUAGCACGGAAUCCUCUUUACUCGGGAAAUAAAAAUACCAUUCCUAAAAAAUCAGUGGAGCAAAAAACAAUUGAAGCUAAGAAGGAAUUCGAAGAAGAAGAAAAAACUUUCUCUGGUGUUAAAAGUAAACCUGGACAAACAAAGAUCAGAUCGAGGUUUAAUUUAAAAAAUCAAGCUAUUUUGCAUAAAAAAGUAACGAAGAAGGAGAAAAAGGCAGCUAAACACGAUCAGCAGAGUAGAAAAAUGAAAUUAGAAAAAGUGAAAAAAGAUGUGAAAUUUAAAAAAUUGGCCAAAAAAGGUGAUGCGGAAAAUGCAAACUUUAAUAAACUUGUUGAAAGUUACAAAAAUAAAUUAUUAGCAAUAGGUCCAACCAGAUCAAAAUGGUACGAAACGUCAUCGACGUAAAUACAUAUUUAUAUAUGUUUUUGUAUUAAAUAAUUAAUAGGCAUCGAUGUAUUGUCUAUUCAUUUUAAUAAAUAUCUCAUAUUA